UUUCAGAAUGUUCAAAAAGCCGGAAUAUGAAAAUAACAUUUCACUGAAGCUAUCAGAAGUCUUAGAUGACAUAGGAAUUAAUGAAAGAAUGGUGAAGAAAAGGAGAAGAGUAUACAUGCUGGGAGAGACUAUCACUACUAUCAAUAACCAGUUAACUGUUAAUAAUCAGACUGUGUACUUUGCAGGCAGUCGAACAGAAGGAGCAACAACUAAAGGACUUGUUUCAGACUUUGAUAUUCUACACUGUAACCAUUAUUUCAAUGUGAUGCAGGACUGGUCAGAGUGGAAACCUGGCAAGGAAAAUCUGCUAAUGAUAAAGAACGAGACUACAACACCUGGGUAUUGCUUUCUACAGCGUCUUAGAUCUGACCUACCUCUUCAUAUAACUGAAAUUAAUAAACACAGCAUAAGAGAUAGAAAUGGGAGAAUACUGUUGAAGAACACAGUCCUGAAUGUUUAUCAGGUGGGUGUACAAGAACGUCAUGGACCAUCAUAUUUUACUCCAGGAAAGCUAGGAAAGCCUGACAUAGACUAUGUUAUUGCUUAUCCCUGCACAUCAUGGCCUCAAUCAGCAAAAGGCUGGAUAGAAAGACAAGGCAUAGGUAACUGGCCAACACCAUAUAUGAAGAGAUAUGCUGUCAGCAAUGGAUGUUUUGUUGUUGGAGUUGUCAGCAAGGUCAGUGCUUACACUGAUAUGGAAUGGAGGAUAUCUACUAGUCUGGCAGAGAGAUGUUUGAUGUAUAAUUUAAACAUUACACAAUUACGUUGCUAUGUCUUAAUGAAAAUGCUAGUUAAAACAUCUCUGAAUCCUCUAGGAGAAAAUAACAUGUCAAGUUUUAUGUGCAAAACAGUUCUGCUACAUUGUAUAGAAAACACAGAAACAAACACAUGGCAGGAACACAAUUUGCUAAUGUGUCUAACAUACUGCUUACUGGAAUUAAGCAGCUGUGUAAGAAGUGACCACAGUGACUGCCCACAUUUCAUUAUACCUGAAAACAACUUGAUGGCAGGACAAUUUUCAGCUGAGGUGAAACACUUGUUGUUAGAAAGAAUCAGUGGCUUGAUACAGAGUGAUGUAAAUGCAUUGCUUAGUGUGCAUAUUGAUAACCUUGGCCUUAGACUGCAGAUCAAACUGAACAUUGUACCUCACUAUGUAACAUAUAAUCUACCUUCCCCUGCUGAAAUCUGUGAAUUGGUUUCAGCUGAGUUUUACAUAAACUUAGCAAUAAGCACCAGUUAUUCAUCUAAUCUAAUUCUGAGAGUAAAAGAUAAUAAAACAGAAGUAAUAAAGCUACAAUUAAAAAGAAUAAUAAACUACAGCAAACAAGGUAACAGACUAGAGAAGGCGGCCUGCCGGUUUUUGGCACCUCUGCUAUAUACCAAACUAGGAUCCAUCCUGGCAUCAUCAAAUAUUGGUCAGAACAACAUGGUGUCACCUGUAGCACUGACCUGUCUCUCAGCAGGCUUGAACUCUGAUGUGGCAUCAAGCAGACUUACACUGGCAUCAGUGUUCUACUGUAUAGGGGAUAUGGAGAAAACAGAAUUUAUUCUACGAAACACCAAACAGCAAUGUAACUCUGGUGUUGUUGUGCCUGUUUGUGACUGCUGGGAACAUCCUGCGCCUGAUGUAUCUGCAGAGUUCAAAAAAAUUUGCAAUGAACAGAAUGAAAAAUGUAUCAAAUAUAUCACAACUUUCUGUAUCAGAUUCUUGCGGUGUGAGAUCAACUGUGUUCCUUCUGAGCUAAAAUAUGAAAUGUUCAGAUCUACACAUGAUGACAUGCUCCACAGAGAUCAGGAUAAAGACUGCUGGAUGGACUGUGCUGUAGCUGAUCCUCUCCCUUACCUCUACUUCCUACAAUACAAGACAUAUGGUCAUCUCCAAAGAUACCCACAUCAACAACAAGCUCUCAGUAACCUUAUGAGGACCAUUGACACAGAUCCAAACCUCCGCCACAAAGAAACAGCCCUGAAUCUACUUGGACAGUGCAUGGAACAGGAGAACAGGUCCCAACAAGCAUUAAAAUGCUAUAUGCUUUCUUUAAAUGAAAGAGCAAGAAACAAUGCAGCAAAGUUCCAUAUCUGUAGACUACUCUCAAAUGCAAUGUUAAAUCGAUAGGGCUGUUAAGUAUUUGCCGUGUUACGCACUUUUUUAUAACAAAUUUUAACAGCAUUAAUAGCAUUUACGUCAUUUACAUCACUUCCUUUGUUAUGUAUUGACGGCAUGUAAUAUUCAGUUGAGAAACAGAUUUUAGAGCAAACACUACAUGUUGUAUAUUCAGCUUACCAAAGUUCACAGAUACCCACAUUUUUGGUGCCGUGACUAAAAAGGAAAAUGAAUUUACAGAAACUACAAUCAUCCAUUACGACGAACAAUUGCGAUAUUACUCGAGAAAUUAGAAGAAAUUAAAGAAAACAGAACUUAGUUAGAUUUCAACACUCUGCUGAAGACACUGGAGAUAAAACUGGAUAUGCUUACAUCAGUCAAAGAAAAGAUACAAUCUCAGACUAAUGUCGAUGGAAUAGAAAAGGAUAUGAUGGAGACAAUCAUUUAUAUGAUUGAGUAAGAUUAAAAACUAAACCAAUUUAAAGACUUUCUAUGCCAGCAGCAGACAACAGUUCAAGGUUCUACAUAGCAGACGACAACUUGAGAUUCUAGCAACAGACGCUAAUUCAAAGUUCUACACUGCUGAUUACAGUUCGAGAUUCUACGCAGCAAGUAGAUUCAACGCACAUUCCAUUCCAUUUUAGAGAUCACCAGUUACCACCGGACAUUUAGCAAUUUUUCAUCAGCUUCAUCUCAGUUUCAAAGACUACUGAAGCUAACCUUACCAAUGUUUAGCGGAGACACGAUCCAGUGGCAGACUUUUUGGGAUUCAUUUGAAUCGACUGUGCAUUUAAACACAAAUCUUACAGACGUCCAGAAGUUUAAUUACUUGAAGGCGUAGUUGGAAGGCAGUGCAGAAAGAACCCUGGAAGGUUUCCCACUCACGAAUGCAAACUAUGUUCCCACUCACGAAUGCAAACUAUGUUUAGGCCCUAGCUUUCCUGAAAGAGAGAUUUGGAAGACCGCAUAAGAUCAUAAUCACCUAUAUGCAAGCCCUAUCGGAGAUACCAGUGCCGACUAACAGCUUACAGCUUAUAUACUUUAAGAAGUUUUCAAGAUAAGAUAGAGGCAUAUGUGCAUGAUCUGGAAUCGCUAGGCCAGUGCCAAGACACAUACGGCAAUUUACUUGUGCCAGUCAUCUUUGGAAAACUACCGCCCGAGAUUAAACAAAAUUUGGCACUAAAACAUGUUGAUAACUGAAUUUUGAGGAGAUUACAAUCAUAGAAGCUGGGCAGCAGCAACAACAGGGACCCAUAGGCGCGUAUGAUUUGACCACACCUUUGACCACACCAUUUUUUCACUGGAGCGAGACCAAGGAACAGGCACAACAGGGAUAAAAGACCAGCACCACCAUCCAGGUCAACUGGUCCCUGGAAAGACAGCAAUUCAUGCAUAUUCUGUGAUGGAACCCUAAUGAAUGCUGGAAAGUCAUCAGUGUAGAAACAAGAAGAGUGAUCGUGAAAAAUAAACACCUGUGUUUUAACUGCCUGCAAAAACAUUACGUUUCUUAACGCAAGUCAAGCGGCGGAUGUACAGUUUGCAAACGAAAAACAUCAUACAAGCAUUUGCAAUCAGAAGUCGUCAUCCAGAGGAGAGGCUAAUUCCCAACAACCAGUACCCGAAACUUCAACUAAAACAGCAUACUAAUACGCAAAGGACGAGACCUGGAGUCCUGCUGAGGACCGCGAUAGCUACUGUUAGUAAUAGUUCCGGAAAUGUACAUGUAGAGGCAAACAUACCUUUUGAUGGGGGUGCACAAAGAUCUUUUAUAACAGAUGAAUUAGCCUGUAAAUUACAACUUAUUCCAGACGGAACAGAAGAAAUAAACUGUCAUCAUUCGGAAGCAGUAAAAACUGUGUGCAGAAUCUCCGUACAUCUACGUAUUUAAUUACUGACAUAAAGGAGAAAUUACCAAUUUCAGUGCCGAUUGUACCAAUGAUUGCCACGCCCUUCCAUAAUCGAUUACAGAUUACCGUAUCUCAAAGGAUUGAAAUUUGCACAUCUUAUUACAGACGACAACCAUUUUAGUGUAUCUCUUUUGAUUGGUGCCAACCACUACUGGAAGAUCGUUGAAGACAGAAUUGUUUGUGGCAGUGGACCAACAGCAGUAAAAUCUAAGAUUUACUUACUUUCCGGACCAGUUCAAGGAACGAAACCCACAGAUUCAGCAAACAUUAUGAACGUGAUUACCUCCCAUAGACCAGAAGAAGCAGCACUCGAGAAAUUUUGGAGUCUUCAGAGUAUGGGAAUCAUCUCCGACAAAACAGACAGAAAACACAGUGAUAAUAGCUACUUACAAGAAUACCAGACCAAUUCCAUUACGUUCAAUGGAAACAGGUAUGUUGAGAUGUUUCCAUGGAAACAAGAUCAUCCGCCACUACCGAAAAACUACAGUGUUACAAAGCAAAGAACUGAAUAGACUUCUAGAAGAUUGAAGGAAGAACCACAUAUACUACAAAAGUAUAGAGACGUAACAGCUGAUUAAGUAAAAAGAGGCUUUAUUGAAAAGAUUAGCGAGGAUUCGAACCCACAGGAACCCCCACAUCAAGUUGUCCAUUAUAUUCCACACCACCCUGUUAAGGAUUCAACGACCGCACCAGUAAGAAUAGUUUAUGCCUACAGCUGCAGUCAUGUGACUUACCGAGCGUGAACGAUUGCUUACAGUCUACACCACCGAUCCUUAACGAUUUGACAUGCCUACUUGUGAUAUUUUGUUUAAAUUCAGUAGCUGUAACAACAGAUAUUGAAAAAGUUUUUCUUCAUGAUGGACUUCAUGAGAAAGACCGAGACGCUUAGCCUAUAAGAUUUGUCUUUCUAGUGAUCCAAAGAACACAGAUAGCCAGCUAGCCAGCUAUGUACAUAUAGAUUAAAGGCAGUUUUGUUUGGCGCGACCUGCUCUCCCUUCAUAUUAAACGCAACAAUUCUUAAGCACCUGGAAAUAAAUAAUGACACUUUAGCAGCAGAAAUUUUAAGGAGAGACAGUCAGACCUUUAUGCUGACAACAUUCUGUCGAGUUUCGAGCACGAGACAGAGGCAUUGACGUACUUCCGGAAUGCAUGUGACCUGAUGCUGAAGGCCGGACUAAAUCUUCGUUCAUAGACAUCUAACAGUCAGUCCAUGAGGUCAGUCACAGCACAGGAAGGUGUUUUAGACAAAAGUACUAGGGAUGCAAUGGUUAAACAUUACCAAGAGGCUUCUACUUUGUCAUUCUUCAAGGAUAUAUGAUCCAUUAGGAUUUCUUAGUCCAAUAACAUUACACGCAAAAAUCGUGUCAACAGUAGUCAUUUGGUCCGAUAGCCAGACUGUAUAUUGCACUGGAUGACAUCUAACAGACCACAGAAAAGAUUAGUUAGAAACUGUGUUGCUAAGAUUAAGAAUCCUACAGCAAAAUACACAUGGAA
Molecule: messenger RNA, 5505 nt
Organism: Mercenaria mercenaria
Lineage: Eukaryota; Metazoa; Mollusca; Bivalvia; Venerida; Veneridae
Exons: 1
Coding region: 8-2116 (702 amino acids)
Molecular function (GO): protein binding
Source: RefSeq, a predicted model, not a curated record